Messenger RNA from Acanthopagrus latus (yellowfin seabream), 7227 nucleotides. It is a transcript of the gene alms1, whose product is annotated as ALMS1 centrosome and basal body associated protein. The record is from RefSeq and is a predicted model, not a curated record. Gene Ontology annotation, biological process: regulation of centriole replication. Gene Ontology annotation, cellular component: cytosol; centriole; centrosome. NCBI's taxonomy places the organism in Eukaryota, Metazoa, Chordata, Actinopteri, Spariformes, Sparidae. Bases 253 to 6939 code for a protein of 2228 amino acids. The transcript has 18 exons.
GUGCUAGUGCUGUCAUGAUGAUUGACUGCAAAUAAUAGGUAAAACGUUCAAAAUCGUUAAAAUAGACAGACGUGUACUAAAGUCCUGAAGAACAUGUUUAUAAGACAAAAUACAUAAAUUUUCAACUGCCUCUCGCGGCCGCCAACUGACCGCGCGAGUUUCCGGUUUCUUCCACAUUUCCUAGCAACGCUCCAUGGAUACGCGCUUGGGGAAGCGCGCGCACUGUGGCGGCCCGAUAACAACAACAUCAACAUGGAGCCUCCAGAGAGGGAAGCGGCAUCUCCUCAGUUGCCAGCACAUGAAGAUGUGAGUCAGUCGGCUGGACAAACAUUGAUAAACCAACUGGGAGCCCAGACUCAUGGCAGUGCCAGUCAGGACCAGGAGCAGUACAGGCAGGGAACAGAUGGCUGGGAGCCCUCUUUGCAGACAGAAUUCCAGGACAGUAACCUGUCUCCAGCCCUUCCCCUGUUUCCUGUUCACUCUGGUGUGGAGCACAUGUUCACGGAAUAUUCUUUAUUCCAACAAAGUGACAAUGAAUUUGUGCCUUUAAGGUCAUACCCCGACAUUUCCAUGGCAUCAGAGAAGUUUCACUUUCCGCCCCAGGAUCACACCACUCAGGCCUCUGAGUGCAGCUCAUUGUCCCAGCACCCUUUGGCCCAAGCAACUGUCCUGUCUGAAGAAGGAGUGAGCAGCUGCGGCUCUCUGUCCCAGCACAGUUUGUCACCAGGGGACAAAGACAGACAAAAGGACACUGACAAACUGGAAGGUCCAUCCAGAGAUGAUACAGGCAACAGGAAGAAGGACGCAGACACUGUAACUGACCCUUCAGACAAGCCAGCAGGACAGGCUGUUGAAGAUGAGACAUUCUUUCUGAAUAAGGAUAUUCCUGCCCAGCACCUUCUCGAGCUCCUUCAGAAAGAUAUCGGCAUGCUAAGCAGCAGCAGCAGUGCUGUGUCUUCUGCCUCAGCGACCUCUGUGAAGAUUGCUGUAUCCUUUUCCAAAGAGUCUAAAAGCACUCAAGUUUGCAAACCAGAGAUCGACCGAAGUACUGUGAGAAGAGAAGGUCCUCCAGGUGAAGCUUCUCGUCCCCAGCAGCAGACACAACAACCUGAUCGAGAUCAGUCACGGACAUUGUCAUCUGAGGUCUGUAACAUCACCAUGGGGGUCCGCAGCACUCGCCCUGAUGAGAAUAGUGAAGAGCUACACAGAGAGCUGUUGUCUGAGGUAGAGAGGAGCAGCAGCCAUGAAGCUGAAUCUAAAAACCAACCACAGCAAAGCCUAACACAACCCGGUCAGUCUUUCACACCAUAUCCUACGAAGAUGUCUGAAGGCAAGCCAGGUGUCACCAGAUCAAAUCUGGGUGGCAUGCCAUGGACAGGCCCAUUUUCAGCUGGUAUUGAACGGUGUCCCAGAGAGCAAGACCUCUGGUCAUCUGGGAACCAAACAGGGAUUGAUGGAUCAUAUCUGGGUUUCCUUCCACAAUCUCAGUCCACUCCAGGUGUUUUUAAAGCCCCACCCAAAUCCAGUGUCAAGGCUAAACUUUCUCUAAUAGAAUCCAAUAAAGAGAGCUCCUGUCAGUCAAGCACAGAGAACUCUCCACAGCAAGAUGUUCCUAGAGCUGAUGUCCACCACCCAGACUCGUCAAAUCAGUGCCAAGAGAAAGCUACCACUGCACAAGUCCAGUCUCUCCCAAGUCUCAGCUAUAUGCAGAAAGUAGAUGCUUGGAGGACAAACCAAACUUCAGGCAAGACGUCCCUAUUUGAUAGCUUGGCACUGCAAGGUUUUUCUGGCGUCUCUCCUAAAAAGAAAGCUUACGAUGCAGUAUCUGACACCCUGAAUCGCCUUCUGAGUCAGCAGACGAGGAGUUUACAACAGCCUCCUGUUUCAGCUGCUGCCAGUCAGGGUGUUACACAGAGCUCCUCCACCUCUCCCUCUUUUUCAAGAAGAGGGGAGGCGGUUGGCAGGGCUCCCAGUGAUAAAGACAACGCUGGGUCUACAAAAAGACCCUCUACCUCAACUUUUGGCACGUCACAGUCCCACUCCUCUGUUAGCACAGUGGUCAUGUCAGUAAAGAAAGAUCAGGAGACAGAAAGACGUCUAGAAGAAGAGAAGAGUGACACUCAGGAUUAUGUCAGUCAUCAGCCAAGUGCCAUAGAUCAGCCAUUGCCCCGCAUGAGCCUUGGUCAGUUCAGUGAUGUGUCACUUGAUCAAGAUUUGGCACUCUCAAGUUCCCAAGACAGUUACAACAGUGGAGUUAAAUUAGGAACUUCAAUUGGAGCUUCUUCUGUUGUGAGCCUUGAGGUAGAUAACUACGUCCCGCACUGGACCUCAAAGCUAUCCACACCACCACCUCAGCCCAAGCCGCGAGAGCUCAACAUUGAAGAACGAAUUCCGUUGUAUCUCCAUAACCUGGGGAUUGACCAGUCUCCCUCAACAAUCCUAACUCCAUUUGCACCCAGAGGCCCAAUCAGAGAGCCUGAAUUCUCUCCCACUGAUCUCUGUACAAUUAAAGGAUCUAUUGGAACCCCCACCAAGAGCACCCAACUCUCUGAAGUUGGCAGUCACCAUAAAGGAGAGUUUUCCAGGUCCAGCAUCCUGUCAGUGGAUUCUAGCAUAUCCAUCCCGUUGAGCGUGGAUAGUCUCGGUCCAGCUGCAUCUCUUUCAGAGCGGACCAGACGGCUUUCUCUCUCAUCAGAUACAGAUUCGAACCAGAGUGAACGCAGACUGGCCCCCUCGUCUGAGCCCGAUGAAGACUCUUAUCCCUCCACGCUGCAGACAGCCUUACAGCAGCAGAGAGACAGCAGCCUAACCAGCAGCCAGAACACCCUCCAGCCAGGAGACAGGUUUGGCUCUGACCCCUCGUUACGUAGUGACUUGGAGUCACCUUUGCAAACGAGCCGUAGUAUGGAGCAAAGCGGAGAAGCUUCGUUUGUUAGUUCCAAGGCCUUGUUGGAGAUCCGUAAGCUGCUCUCUCAGGCAGAAAACAUGGUCUCUGCUGGGUCUUCAGUGGCUUCCCCUGCAGCGCCCCGUCUCCCACUCUCUGAUGAGGACAUUUUCCUAUCAGCCAGGAAGAAAACCAGCCAACUCCAGGAAUCCUCAUUUUCCUCCUCCUCUGCGACUGGAAAUCCCAGAACUCGAUCCUCCUUGCUGUGGGCCAGGUCCUCGUCUGACUCUAUGCUGACCUCAGAGAAACUGAGAGAAACCUCUAUUGGUCGAGAGAGUGUGACUUCAUCAGGGCCAUCUAAUUAUCCAUCCACACAACCUCUUGUUACAGCACCGGCUACAGGUACAUACAGAAAGCCACCGGACAGCAGUGUUAGUAGAGGUGCAGGGACGUCUUUUGUCCUCUCUCAAUCAGCCCGGCGGGCAGAGCCUGAGGGUUGCAGUGCUGCUCCCCCUGACAACACACUCCCACCCCCGCCAGCAAUCAUCAUUCCUUCACCAGCCUUGACUACACAACAGCUCACCUCCACUCCUGCAGACAUGGCAGAGGAGGAAGAACAGACUGCCAUGGAAGGUCCAUUACAGAGUAGCUCCUCUUCACCCAUCCUAGAGGACGUUGACCAGGGUGUGAUGAGUGAUGGAAGCAGUGAGAGCUUGCUGGCAGUCAGAGUGGCCAGAUUACUGCAGAGUGAAUCCCCUGCCACCAUGGUGUCUAGUACACCCAGUGUCACCGACCAGGAGGAGAGCAAAGCCAGAGAGUGGAUCAAGCUGAAGAUAUCCGGACAGCAGUGUGAGCCUCUUGAGUUGGACAAAGAAGACAGAGAGCGGAUUGAAGAGAUCAAGAGAGAGCUGCUGUUAAAAAACCCCAUGAAGAGUCAGGGUAGCACAGACACGGAGAGCAGUGCAGCAUCCAGCUUUAGAGCCCCAAGGCGGCAGGAAGAGGCUCAGCAAGUGCAGACAUUCACCACCCUCGGUGACACUAACGAUCAGCCACCCGAGGCACUGCAGGGUGUCAGCACUGAUCCUUCUGACUCCAGUGUGCAGCUUCAAAACCCUCCUCAUCCGGAUCUAGAGGCUCAAAUACGUGAGAUCGCUGCCAGAGAAGGGGUAACACUCCCUAAGACGAACCCUAGGGCCAUUACAUCUAUUACCAUCGCCACCCGCAGGCGCUCCAGCUCCCCUUCACCUUCCACGUCACCCGCAACUCCUCUCAGUCCUGCAUCAGAGCCACUUCACCUGACAGAGCUUUCUACAGGAGCAGUGAACUUCCUUAAAGCUAACAAGCAGCUUCCCCCCAUCAUGGAUGAAGAAGAUAAGACUUCUCAGUUAGCGUCAGGGGAGCAGAGGAGGGAAGAUGCUGUAGGAGGCCAAAGUGAGGAGCCUCCUCCAUCCACUCUGGGUGUAGGUAGAGAGGACGUGAAUAUUAAAAAUGACAGCACACCGUCUUUCAGGCGAGAUGACAAGUUAUCCGUCCAGGACAGCUCUGUUUCUGGUCAAACCACAGCUUCAUCUACAUCUGAAUCUCCACCCAAGACAGGUCACAUCUCACACGUCCAUCUCACUCUGUCCCCCAAAGCCAACAAUCACAGCUUGGCCUCUGCUGUUACAGGACUGCCUCGUAAAGAAUUUGUCCCCCUCAGACACUCGUCUUCUCCUGCCAGCAGUCCAGACGAAGGUGUCGGGUUGUCCAGUCCACCAGAGUGGUGCGACAACAGAGAGCCAACAAGACAACGAGGGACAGAAAGAGCCGACACCUCCACAUUGUUUAAAACCGCUGCGACUCAGGACAGGAUGACGUCCACAUCCUCACGGUUCUUUACACCAAGUCACAGAGCUGCAGUGUCACCAAGACCCUUAACCACCGAAUCACCAGCUGUGCCUGUGUUGCUGCCUUACAAACCCCGCGGCAGUGAGGAGCUCUUCUACGUCCCUCAAACCGAAGCUGAUUCCUCCUCUACUGACACCACCAUUGAGAGCACCCACACAGGUUCAGACGACGCUGUGCCUCCACGCUUCAGCAGUGAGGUCCUCGGACACAGAGACCCGGGGCUGGACCGUGGAGUCUCCAUCAGACACACAGAGGGGAUCUACAGCAAGAGGCUGAAGACAAGCAGCUUCAAAAUGAGCAAGGCUGGAGAACACAGAGGUGUGUCUGUGUCAACAGAGGAAACCUCUGAAACUGCGACUCAAACUCCAAAGCCAUCUUCUCAGGUGUCAGUUGCCUUCACCAGAGUGCCUUUAUCGAGCAACCAGGAGACCUCCAGGAGAGACCAGGGGACCAGCCCGGUGCAGUUCCUCAGCUAUGAUCAACCAGAACCCAGAAGUGAGAGAUUUCAGCCGGUUCAUGUGGAAAUCAGCCAUCGCCUACACGGGAGCUCUGUUCUUCAGGCUGGAUUGGAGCGAGAUCAGGACAGGAGGGACUCUGCCCAGCAGAGCAGCAGCAAUCUGGACCAGCUGUGGCAGAGGUUCUGUGCCCGGUGGAGUCUGGAGGAGUCCCGACCCGUCAGUGACAGAGAGGCGUCGCUGCUGGAGCGGCUCGAGCGUCUGUCUCGUCUUAUUCAUAACACUCGGGAUGAAAACCUGUCAGAGGUGUAUGGUGAUCCAGGAGAGAAGCGAGGGAGGAGGGGAGGAGAUGAAAGAAUGAAGAGUAACAUAGAUGGUGAAGCCAGAGAGCUGGAGAGGAGAGUCAGAGGAGGUAGAGAGGCUGAAAGUGAACCUCAGAUCCCACAGAGGCUCCCAACAGAGGAGGCGUCUCCACCUGCAGACGAGGACUCCUCCACCUCCAGCUUCUCUCACGCCUCCUCCCAGAGUCAGCUCAUCUAUCCUGCUGACAGAGAAGAGUCUGAGACCCUGUCCACCGCUGGCUCCAUGUCCACCGUGGACACGGCGAGGCUAAUCCGAGCCUUCGGCGCCCACAGAGUCCAGCAUGUGAAGACGAGCUCCGGCCUCAGAAAACUGUACAACACCAUCAACAGGCAGAAAGACGGGAGGGAACAGAGAAGAGGGAGAGACAAAGAGCCGCCUCAGAUCAUCAUGAUGUCAGAGACCACCGGCACUGAUGAAUCAGUUGCUGCUGAUUCUGCAUCAUCCACCAGCACCUACAGCCUCCCAUCACAACACGUCCCCUCCAGAACUCUGACAGCCAAGAAGGCUGUUAAACUGGUCAGCAAAGGCAUCCAGGCAGGUGAUUUGGAGCUCGUCAGUAAUGGGACUCGUCGUCACACCCGAGAUGUUGGAAUGACGUUUCCAUCACCUGGUGAAACCAGAACUUACGGACGGGUCUCAUCUUCCUCAUCCAGCUCAGAGAGAGGAAGAGGAGGGCAGAGAAAGAGCAAGAGAAGCCCAACAAAGACCUACCCUGAGGGCGUUUCUUGGUUCAUUUCUGCUGACGAGCUGAGGCCAGACGCGAGGAAGGAGAACCGGCCGGAGGAGGAGGAGUCGACAUGGAGGCCGAACACCGCCUGGUUUGAGCCGUACAGCAGAAUGAAACCAUGGAGAGAGCCGCUCAGACAGAGACAAGUCCUUGAAGACAGAAACACACAGCCCAGGUUUAUCCUCCACCAUGAAACUGAUUUAGACCCAAGAACCAAAACUACAUCCUCCAGUCCGACACGGAUCUCUCUCCAGGAGGCUCUGGCGAUGCGUCGUCCGGAGUUCAUCUCUCAGUCCAGGCAGCGGGUGAAGCGCCUGGCUCGGCAGAUGGAGGAGAGGAAGCUGCAGGAAGUCUUCAGCAGAGAGAGAGAAGAACUGUUCAGCAGGCCCGGAGGACCAGGGAGGCUGCCGAAGCCUGCAGGCACCGCUCAGCUCAGGAGGGCUGUUCCAAGGAAAGAGAUGAUUCAGAGGUCCAAACAGAUUUAUGAAAAUCUGCCGGAGGUCCAGCGGAGGAAAGAGGAGGAAAGAAGAAAAGCAGAGUAUCGAACUUACCGGCUGAACGCUCAACUCUACAACAAGAGAAUCACUGGUCGAGUCCUGGGCAGGAGAACAGCGUGGCACUGAUCAAACACACCGGUUACACUUUUUACUGUAGAGUAAAUCAACAACAUGAAAACAUUUUUACAAUUUUUAAGAACAAAACUACCUAACUCAACUAGAACAAAAGCUUUUAUUUAUUUGUGACCAAAUCUUUUAGUUGAUAUUUUAUAUAUUAUGUAGAAAAUUUGAAUUCUACUGUUUUGUACUUUUUUUUUUUUUUUUUUUUACUUACAGACCAAUAGAAUGUUUUAAUUGGUUUAAAUGAGUUUUUAAUGUAAAAAAUAAACCAGAUUUCUGCAGAUUUUUAAUGAC